AUGCGCAUGGGUUGCCCGGCGAAGUGCGCAAAGGCGCAUCUUGUGGCAUUCAACUUCUUUUUCUGGUCUCCAGAGCCAUGGUUGAAUCCAAAACCCAGAAGUUUGGUGAGGUGUCAGUCAAAGAAGGCACAGGACAAUGAUGGGUCACGCUAUCAGACAGGUUGCUAUGAGAAGAUCCUUGCAUGGUUUGAGAGGGACACAAUGAUUCUCAUAGCCAUUGCAGUUGGAGUUGGUGGAAUGGAGAAAUUGAUUUUCAUGGGGGGUUAUGUUUCCCCAGUGGGUAACACCAAAAAUCCAGUCCCUGGGUGCCCUAAUCCGCCGGCGGAUAAUCCCAUAGGUCGCGUUUACUCUUGUAUGUAUGGGAGUGUGUAUCUCGAUUUUUAUCCCAAUGACAAAUGCGCCGGCGCCGUCGAUGGUGUUGGGCGGCGGGCGCAGGAGAGGCGACGUUUGAUGCUGAGAUCAGCAGGGUGUUUGUCUGGCCCAACCCUGGGGCGCCUUUUCGUACGACGGACGUUUGACUUCCCGUCGGAGUACCACGUUCAGUACUGGGAAAUUUCGAGGCAGUGUAAGAAGGGAAUGCCUCUGGAUUCGUUCAAGGUCGCGGUCGCGGCGGCGCUCCCGGCAUGGUUAGGCGUCCCGGGGGUGUUGAUGGUUGCGUACUUGACCGUAAUGCUCGUCCUCGUUUCGCAUGGGCGCCGCGGCGGCGGCGGCGAUGGACGACGGCGACGGAAAGGGAAAGAGGGAAGAGCGUCAGCCGGGAGGGAGGAGGGGAGUCGAACUUUGGAGGGAGGGAGUGGGAGGAAAGGGCGAGGACAGGGAAGCGGCGUGGCGGGAAUGGACUUGACAUUGCCUAGGCGGGGAUUUAGUGUCCCGCUGUGGAACCUGUCCGGUCAACGGGGUCGCGACCUCGGAAAGCCCGUGGCCUAG
Notodromas monacha is the source of this 927-nucleotide messenger RNA. The record is from the annotation of a GenBank genome assembly. NCBI's taxonomy places the organism in Eukaryota, Metazoa, Arthropoda, Ostracoda, Podocopida, Cyprididae.